AUGCAGAACUUUUCAUCCUAUGGGACACCGCAAAGAGCUUUGCCGAGGCCGACCUCCUCAGGCACUCUGCUAGACAGCUACGAUGAUGCAAACGUCAAGAGACAAAGAAUGAAUCCGCCACCUCCGAUGCCAUAUGCCCCUCCAUCCAAUUUCCAGACAUUUGGAGCGAUAUCUCAAUACGAGCAACCAUAUGGACACGGAAUGCCCCCUGUACAGAGCACGCAAACUUGGAAUGCGCAACCGUACUACCCCCCAAAUGAGACAUAUUCUACCAGUUCUUAUAAUGGCCCGCAUCAAAAUAUUGCUCCAUCGUUACCCAAAGAAUCGAAGCCGGUGAUAGAAAAAGUUGAAGAGCACCCAAUUGUCAAGACAAAUGCUGUCGAUUAUGGCAAAGAGGGUCAGGUUGACAGUUCAGAAGAAGAAUCAGAACAUGAAAACGUAAAAGAGGCACAAAGCGAAACAAAGAGACCCAUUACAGUACCUGGGACUUCUAUAACGCUUGCUACUCAAGCUGACAUUGAAAAAUGGAGGAGCGAGAGGAAAAAAAUGUGGCUGCUAAAGAUAUCUAAUAAAAAAUUGGAACAUAUGAAUAGCAUGGGUAUAAAGGAAAGUGAAGUGAAAGCUCAAAAGUCCGUCUUACAGGAAUCGAAAAAGCAAAAACAAUUCAUUCAGAGUAUACAAAACCAAGUCAACAGAGUUAAUCCAAAGUCAAAUCUAAAUGUUAGGAUCGUGCAAAGAGAAAUGGCUAAGGAGAAUUCCAAGCUUUUGCAGUUCAUUAAAGAAUUAGGGGAUGCUAAUCUUUUAAAAUAUGAACUGACUCAGCAGGAAAAGGAUAAGUUAUUUGGAGGAAGUGACUUCAACUCAAAGGAUCAAAUGGGGGAUAAAAAAGGUAGGCAGUAUGGAAAAAAUGGCAAUAAUGGAAUUAAUCAAAAUGAGAGAAGAUACACAAACAGAAAACCCAAUUAUCAUCACCGCUAG
Messenger RNA from Zygotorulaspora mrakii, 978 nucleotides. It is a transcript of the gene RSA1, whose product is annotated as Rsa1p. NCBI's taxonomy places the organism in Eukaryota, Fungi, Ascomycota, Saccharomycetes, Saccharomycetales, Saccharomycetaceae. The transcript has a single exon. The coding region runs from base 1 to 978 and encodes 325 amino acids. The record is from RefSeq and is a predicted model, not a curated record.